CUGCCGGAAGUGUCGCUGUGUGUUGCGCGCUUGGGCCUAAGAGGGGAGUGGGGCCUGCGCCCUGAAAGAUACCGCUAUGUCGAUCGAAAUCGAGUCCUCGGAUGUGAUCCGUCUUAUCAUGCAGUAUCUGAAGGAGAACAGUUUACAUCGGGCAUUAGCCACUUUACAGGAAGAAACAACUGUGUCUCUGAAUACCGUGGACAGCAUUGAGAGUUUUGUGGCUGACAUUAAUAGUGGACAUUGGGAUACUGUUUUACAGGCUAUACAGUCUCUGAAAUUACCAGAUAAAACCCUCAUUGACCUCUAUGAACAGGAUCCAGAUCAAGACUAG
Condylura cristata (star-nosed mole) is the source of this 331-nucleotide messenger RNA. Its product is annotated as WD40 repeat-containing protein SMU1-like. Gene Ontology annotation, biological process: mRNA splicing, via spliceosome. Lineage: Eukaryota; Metazoa; Chordata; Mammalia; Eulipotyphla; Talpidae. Gene Ontology annotation, cellular component: precatalytic spliceosome. The record is from RefSeq and is a predicted model, not a curated record. Gene Ontology annotation, molecular function: protein binding. The transcript has 3 exons. Bases 77 to 331 code for a protein of 84 amino acids.